Messenger RNA from Trichoplax adhaerens, 4782 nucleotides. RefSeq lists its product as uncharacterized. Gene Ontology annotation, molecular function: structural constituent of nuclear pore. The annotation marks the transcript as partial. The transcript is spliced from 30 exons. Lineage: Eukaryota; Metazoa; Placozoa; Uniplacotomia; Trichoplacea; Trichoplacidae. Gene Ontology annotation, biological process: nuclear pore organization. The record is from RefSeq and is a predicted model, not a curated record. Gene Ontology annotation, cellular component: nuclear pore; nuclear pore inner ring.
GUUUGGGGUCCCAGUAAAGAAAUUUGGCAUAUUGUCGAAUCGACGUUGACUUUGGACAAGCUACCGGAUUACCAUGAAUUUGAAACAGUACUGAAAAAAUAUAAACCUCAGUUGUUAUCUCUCUUCUCCUCAACGGUUAACCGAAAAAAUAUCAAAGAACAUGGCGCUACUUCUGGCAUUCAAGUCUAUGGCGAACCAGUUCCACGCAUUUUCAGUCAGUCUUUCAUCGAAGAAGCUCUUAAUUUAAGCGAUAUUUUAGAUUUAAACGAAUAUGCUUCCAUGGAGUUACUCUUAGCUAGUGAACAUCAGAAACCACGUUUUCCUGGAUUACAACGUUUACCUUUAGCUAUAAUACUGUAUUACGAUGGUUGCCGCUGUCUUUCCUAUUCUUUACGAUCGCUCAUUCAAUGGAGAUUUGAUGGCUCUAAUGACUCUGAUCUGGGUGAAGAAUUUAUCCAAUUAGUUGCUAAAUAUACUAAUGAUCUUAUGGAUGAAGGAAUAACUGCUAAAAUAAUGGAUUCCCUUAAAACUUUAAACAUCGAUAAUAUCAUUACCAAAAUUCUAACAGAUCAAUCAACGCAAACUAUCAAAUAUAGACUACAACUUAUUGGUAUCCUUGAAGAAUAUACCAUAUCGCUAGCUGAAUGCUUGUUUAUAUGGUCUUUCUAUAAGCCAUUAUCUAAGAAUGAUUCCUUGAAGAUGAUAGAAUAUGUAAGAAAUUAUAAACCAAGGACUACUGAUGAUACCUUGAACGCAGUAGAUGUAUUCAUGUUAGCAACGACUCUAAAUUGUAUCGAUUUUGAAGCAUUCGGUACCGGUGAAAAUGAGAAUAUCCCUUCUGAUACUUCUCAUCCACUUGUUAACGAUGCAACAUUUUUACCUGAAAUGCACGCACUACUUAGUGCUAGUGCAAGUUGGGAAGAUGAAGGUCUAAGAGGAGUUAUUCUAAUGGCGUGGUCUCUAGUUUUACGUGUCUGCUCUCAGCAGACUACUAUCAACCUAGACAACCCUGAAAUAUUGGAAGACGACGAAGUCAUUAUGGAGUAUGCAGUACGCAUCGGAGCUCUCCGCUUUUUGCGUCAUAAAGUUAUCAAAUCGAAAGCUUUUUAUAAUGAGGAAUUUCUUGUCAGACGGAUACAUUCUCUAAUUACUGGUAUCAUCAUUCUUAUGCCAUUAAAGAUCAAGGAAUUUAGAAAUGGAGCCGAUGAAAGUGCUAGAAUCCAGCAAGCUACUAUACAAGAAGGAAAUAGAGAACCGACUGAUUUAAGAACGGAAUUUUCCGACUUUCUUUAUUUGAUUGGUGAAUUGUACAAGACAGAUCCCCUUAAUUUACAACUCAAUUUAGAAUAUUGGUGUCAAACAGAUAUCGGAACAACUUAUGGAGCUACCUCGAUGGGUGUUAGCUAUCGCGGUAGACCUUCCUAUCGACAAGUCAACCUCUUCAAAUUUGUUAGACUCGCGGGCGAUUUACUACCGGCUUUCCUGUACGUCCCAUACGUUGAAAUGUUAAUGGGCUUAGCUACUGGACCACAAGCUGCUUAUUUUUGUUACCUUUUACUGAAAAGUAAUAGUUCAGGCCAUGGAGGUGGAGCUUCUGUAUCGUGGGAUCAUGUAUUUUACUCCUUUAAAAGCUAUUAUGUCAGUUUAAAUGAAUCUGUAUCACGAUCAGUAUCCAGUCAAUCACAGCAGAUUCAUCAAAUUACUCCUGAAGAACUGGCAGGUCUUGAAGCGAUAUUACGCUUAAUGCAGCGUAUAAUUGGACAAGAUGAAACAGCUCGUAUGGCUUUAUACGAAAAUCAACAUUACAUGCCUAUGCCAGUAUUAUUCGGCCUACUGAGCUGCGUAGUUCCGUUUACAUUAAAAGCAGAAAUACUACUUACUUUAGCAGGUUUUGCUAAAUCUCAGGAAAUUGCUCCUAGUGUAUGGCAAUACCUGGAAUCUUCUCAAAUCAUACGUACGAAUUCAAAUGAGAAUCGUAAAACUGGUAUAGAGGCUGAAUUAGUCGAGAUUGAAUCAAAGCAUGAAACCUAUCCUGAAACCAGAGCUUUCAUAACUUUAUUGGACAAUUUAACAGAUGCCUACUAUCCAUCCACUUUCACUAUCAGUGCUAGAGAACCAGGCUUUCAGCCAUACCUAAACUUUCUUUUGGAAGAUGUCUUCUUAAAAUUUAGUACUAGGCAGUACCGCGAUGCUAGUGAAAAGUGGCAAGUAGCCAGUCUUGUGUUGAAACUAUUUGAAAAAUUCAUGCGAAAUUAUGAACCAGCCCCCGAGUUCUUCUUGGAAAAUCAAUCCGACAGCACAGUUACGCAAACUGGCCCUGUAGUUAAGCCGCCUGGCCACGAACUAUUUUUAAGAAUGUUACAGCCAACUCCUAUGUUAAAACUGGUUUUAUCGGUAACCUAUACUGCUGGUACAGGACUUGAUGAACUUGCUUCCAGCACUUCUGGAAGAAAUUAUUUGGAGGAAGCUGCCCUCUAUGCUUUACGGUUAAUGGAGUUGAGCUUACAUCUGGAAAAGCAGCUAUUUCGAAUACUCCGUGCAUACGAUAUAUCAUUAGUUGUUACUCCAUUAAGUGCAUUGUUGCUAGAUGUUAAUCCGCAUACUCGUAGCACGGAUCAUUUAUUGUAUAUUGCCAGAUUUCUGACGCACGGGAAUACAAAUCCUAAUUUAGCUUUAUCAGCUGUUAAUAUAUUAUACCAUAUGUGUCGUUCAUCUAUGUUGCAAUCAGAUAUCAUUACCGUCCUGACCAAUACGCCGGAAAUUGCACUUGAAAUUAUGAAAGGCUUUGUGGAACACUUAGAAACGCUCUAUAACGAACCGAAUUUCUUGCAAGAUCUUGAUCAAGAAUACAUUGAGAAAGAUACGACUCAGACCCAUACCGCUGUGAGCGAAAGCAUCCUUGAACUUUUACUUUACUGUCUAGAUCUACCUGCGCCUAGUUUGGCUCAUUUUCUAUUAGGUUAUGAUGUUCGUAAAUCUGUUUCCAAAACAAUUCUACAAGACCCAGGAAUUUUAGGCACUCCUCAUACAUGUCUACAUGCAAUCUUGACCAUUCUACAAAGAAAUCUGGACAACGGUUUUAGGGAACCUCCACAAAUUGUUGAACAGUGUUACCAUGUCAUUUAUAAAUUAUGUUCAUCGACAGAAACUUGCAAUGCAACUAUACGAUACUUGAGAAACAACCACGAAUUCUUCACUAAGCACUUGUAUAGGAUGCCUUUUGCCAACGACCCAUUCAAAGUCAUCGUGUUAUUACAACAAUCUUGGCUACUGAAAUGUAUUGCUCUUGAAUUACAAUCUACGUCUUUAAACCGUCAAAGAUCUGAUACUCAGAACCUCGUUGAAUUAUUGGUCAGUUCAUCUAAUAUCACUGAAGAUGAUGUUGGCAGUAUAAGUACAGCACUACAAAGCAAGACCUUCAUUAGUGAAUUUUCUUGUUUUGACGCUGGUAGAACAACUCAUCAGAAGAAAAUUAGGCUAUUUUGUUUACUGGACUGUAUCAAUGUGAAGCAGGAUAUGCAAGCUGACCUGCAAUUAGAAUUUUUCGAUCCAACAGCGCUGGAUCAAGCCGUGCAAUCAUGCCAACAAGUUUGGCGUCAAAAUAACGCCAAAAUUUGUAAUAUUAACUUUUUUCGACGAAUUUUACAGGAAGAAGUCAACAAUAUCCUAAGUAAAGCUACUAUCGACAAGGAACGAUUGAAUAAUGAAAUCCAAGCUUUACUGAAACAUGUUGUUCUCAUGAAUAAGAGGCAGUGUGCUCUGUAUGCCAAAUUACAAGCAUUUGAAGCCUGGCAAGAAGUAGUUGAAGUAAUAUUUGGAGCCUGCCCAUUCGAUCUUUUUCAACCUAAAAUGCGUGAAGAUUUAUUAUUGCGAUUACUGCAGGAGAUACUUGAUCGGUGUUGUAGAGAUGGUGCAAUGCUGGAAAUUCAAGCCCCAGCUGCUGGCGUUGUCUUGGCCCUAAUGGCACAAUUUCGUAAAUUAGCUUCAUUUAGGAUGAGGGAUACUCCAGUUGGUUUAGAAUCUUCUAUUAAUAGUAAAGCUGGUAAAUAUAAGAAAACAGUAAGCCUAGCGAAUGGAUCAAUCAUGACUAAUAUUUUAAAAGGCAUUCUUGACUUUAUCCUUCGUUCAAGUGGUAAACAGCAAAGAGUUCGCAUGAAUUUAUACGUUGCCCUUCUACAUUACCUUCAAAUAUCAUUGGAAGCAUCGAAAUCUUCAGAUUCCAAGAGAAACGGAAAUGACGAUAUGUCGGUUCUGUACAGUUACGGAGAUAUUAUAAUGGAUGUCAUUUGUCGGGAUGCGUGCGAUGCUCCUGACAUAGGAAUGACCCUGGCGUUUACUGUACUGGACGUUAUUGUUUCAAUGGACUGGCAGAAACGUUGGAUUGAUUACCUCGAUGUAAAAGGAUAUUUACGGCAUUUUAUUGAAGGCGUCGUGCGAAGUGAUGAAAUUCUUCAGACACUAACCGUAUCAACUCCGAUUUCAAUGAAACCUUUAUACAUAUAUGAAUCUAAAAUGGCUCUUCUCGCACGAAUUGCUUCGUAUGAACGCGGCGCUGAAGCAAUUUUGCGCUCGGGAAUAAUACCAAUGCUCACAGAAUGUAAAUUCUAUACCACUAAACCCCCUGAGCAAACCGCAGAUGAUGAUGAAUUUUUUACACCGGACGCUGUUGACAGACAUCGUCAGAUGUUAUUUCCUAUAUUGGAAAUUAUUCUAUCAAUCUUCUCGUCGUUGGGCUCCAAACAUCGUGAAGCUUAUUCACAGGUAUUCCAGCGACAUCACUGA